AUGAUCGGCACAAAAUUAAGAGCAUGUCGUUCGACAGUUAAUGGUCUGAUGGCUUGGUGGGGUAUCGUCGGAAGAUUAUUAAGACGAAUGUUCUUUGGAGGUCAUAGCAUAAUGUCCUACAUCUACGGUCUGAUGGCUUGGAGUAUCAUCAGCAUGAUGUCCUACGUUUACGGUCUGAUGGCUUGGAGUAUCAUCGUCAGAAGAUGUGCUCAAAGAUUUUUUGAGCGCAUUUUGAAAGCCAGGUCGAGCCCUUUGGGCAGAAACAAAAUGUUUUUGAAACGCUCGCAACAUCCCAACAAAGUACAAGAUAAGAAAAACCGAAACAAAGAAUCAACGGAUUGGAAUAAAAAUAAAAGUAAAAAACGCUCGCAACAUCCCAUCAAAGUACAAGAUAAGAAAAAAACGAAACAAAGAAUCAACGGAUUGGAAUAA
Messenger RNA from Helobdella robusta, 432 nucleotides. RefSeq lists its product as hypothetical. The transcript has 5 exons. Lineage: Eukaryota; Metazoa; Annelida; Clitellata; Rhynchobdellida; Glossiphoniidae. Bases 1 to 432 code for a protein of 143 amino acids. The record is from RefSeq and is a predicted model, not a curated record.